Molecule: messenger RNA, 2057 nt
Organism: Telopea speciosissima
Lineage: Eukaryota; Viridiplantae; Streptophyta; Magnoliopsida; Proteales; Proteaceae
Product: probable WRKY transcription factor 32
Exons: 4
Coding region: 153-1811 (552 amino acids)
Biological process (GO): regulation of DNA-templated transcription
Molecular function (GO): DNA-binding transcription factor activity; sequence-specific DNA binding
Source: RefSeq, a predicted model, not a curated record
AAAACCCCUCUCUCUCUCUCUCUCCCCCCUCACAAUCUCUUCUCCCGGAAGCCCGCAACAAAACCGAUUUUCAUGCACGCAACCCGUUUCGGACAUAAAAACCGUCCGAAACCCAUUUUUGUUCACUGCAACUGCAGAGCUUUCAAUCUUUCAUGGCAGACAACAACAACAACAACAACCAGGGAAUCAAAGCUCCCAAGGUAGUAGAAGACAAUAAAAAAACAGAAGUAGCAAUUGAGAAGAUAGAAGAAGAUGCAGAACAGGAGAAACCUCUUCCAGAGUUACAUAGCUCUGUGGCUUCUGUAAUUGAACCUGAUCCUCCUCCGGUCGAACCGGAGUUCAGAGACCAGACUACUUCUCCUGCAGAAACCCUAGUGGUGCCUCCUCCUCCUUCGGGCAAUGAUCAUGAUUCCGAUUGCUGUUCUUUCUCUCAGUUGCUUGCUGGGGCGAUUGCUUCUCCGGGAGCGAAUUCGACCAACCCUCUUUCUGAGGGAGUCGAUGUGAAGCCAACUGUUUCUACUGAUCCGACUGGGUAUCCAAUGGUUUGCCCACUGACAUCCUUCGACCCCUCCGGAUUCAAGGGGCAAUUUGGGAUGUCUCAUCAGGAAGCCUUGGCAAGUGUGACAGCUCAGGCUGCUCAAGCUCAGGCACAGAAGCAGCUUCAGAUUGAGUAUGCAUCACCUUCAUCAGAGUUAUCACCUGUUUCUCGUACACAAUCCACAUCAUCUCCACAGAGUUCCACAACACAACAACAAGGACUGGCACCAGUUCCUCAAGAAAAUAGUAUCUCUACACCAGAAGUGGAGCAGCAGAAUUCCUCUGACGAGAAAAAUAAAUCAGCUCUAGUUGUUGCAAAGACACCCACCAGUGAUGGGUACAACUGGCGAAAGUAUGGGCAGAAGCAGGUCAAGAGCACUGAGAGUUCUCGAAGCUAUUACAAAUGCACAUUUUCUGAUUGCCAUGCUAAGAAGAAGGUUGAGCGUUGUGAUCACACUGGCCGUGUGACUGAAAUUAUCUAUAAAGGUCGGCAUAACCAUGAGCCACCUCGAAAGAUUAGGUGCACUAAAACAAGGAGGCUUGUGUCAUCUGCUGGGCCUAUUGUAGAAACUGAAACUAUAGAUCAUCCAGUCAAAAGACUUGAUGAUUAUGAGCCAUCUACAUCAAGGGGAGAACCUAGUCAACCAACACUGCCAACACCUGAACAGAAACGACAUAGCUCAGAUGCUUCUGGCACAGGUGCUGAAACUAAAGCUGAGGGAGAAAAUGGUGAUGAACCAGAACCAAAGCGAAGGAUGAAGGACAACAAUGUAACCUAUUCAGGUCCUGUACUUAAAACAAUCAAGGAGCCUAAGAUUGUUGUUCAAGCAGCUGGUGACGUGGGGAUCUCAAGUGAUGGCUACAGGUGGCGUAAGUAUGGGCAGAAAAUGGUGAAAGGAAAUCCUUAUCCCAGGAGCUACUAUAAGUGCACAUCUGCUGGAUGUCCGGUCCGCAAACAUGUUGAGAGGGCUGUGGAUGACACAACAGCUGUUCUAAUAACAUAUGAAGGAAAACAUGACCAUGAUAUGCCAGUACCUAAGAAGCGGCAUGGUCCACCAAGUGCUGCACUUCUUAUAGCUGCUGCUGCUGCCAUGAAUAAUGCACAGUUAAAGAAACCUGAAGCUUUACCGAACCGAAGAGCUACGACAACAAAAUGGUCAAUGGAUGUGGAAGGUGAGUUCCCUGAUGAGAAGGCAUUAGAACUUGGAGGUGAGAAGGCCUUGGAGUCUGCCCGAACCCUUCUAAGCAUUGGAAUUGAAUUGAAGCCUUGUUGAAACUAGGAACCCAAAAAUCCUUGUGCCAUUAUUAAUGAGAAUCAUGUUCAGCUGUCUCAGCCUAAACAAACUGAUCUAUGAGUUUGCCAAAAUUUUGGCUGCAGCUCUUUAUUUAUUUUAUUUUAUUUUUUCAGCUGUGUCUCUUCCAUCAGCCUUUCUGUAAACAGCUCUGUAUAUCUGGCCUUGUACAUUCUUAUAGCUGGUUUAAGCCAGGCCAAAAUCAGCACAUUAUUGGAUAUAUAGGCA